AGCAGGAAAGAUGCGUUAAACGUAAACAGGUCUGCAACAGAAACAGAACAAUACAUAUAAAGGCGCGUACUUUAACCACUAGAAGUCUCCGAACGGCCAAUUUUUAAAAAGAUUUGUGUUCGAGCCAUUUUCAUGAAGCUCUUCUUGUCAAUUAAACGCCAUUGCAGCUCUCUUGCCUCCCUUAAUCAUAACACCUCUCAAAAUCCCCAAACUAAAGAAUUCAGAAUAAUCCAAUACUGUAAAUCAGGCGCUCUCUUUGAUGCGCUUCACAUUCUCAACUCUUUAGACUCUGCCAAACUCUGUAACAAGCCAUUUCUCUAUGCUUCUCUCUUGCAAACUUGUACUAAAGUUGUCUCUUUUAACCACGGCCUCCAAAUCCACGCCCAUUUAAUUAAAUCGGGUCUUGAAACCGAUAGAUUUAUUGGCAAUAGCUUACUUGCACUUUAUUUCAAGUUGGGUUCGAAUUUUUUUGAAACAAGAAGACUUUUUGAUGGACUUUAUUUUAGGGAUGUGAUUUCUUGGACUUCAAUGGUAACAGGUUAUAUUAAAGUAGGAAAACCGAAGAAUGCGAUUGAAUUGUUCUUGGAAAUGUUGGAUUUUGGGAUUGACCCAAAUGGGUUCACUUUAUCUGCUGCCAUUAAGGCAAGUUCUGAUCUCGGUAACUUGAGACUUGGUAAAUGCAUUCAUGGAGUGGUUAUAAGUCAAGGGUUUGACUCGAAUUAUGUUAUUAGUAGUGCUUUGAUUGAUAUGUAUGGAAGAAAUUAUGGGUUAGAGGAUGCAUGCCGCUUGUUCGAUGAUUUGCUUGAACCAGAUGCUAUUAGUUGGACAUCUGUUAUUUCCGCUUUUACGAGGAACGAUAUGUAUGAUAAAGCUUUGGGAUUCUUUUAUUUGAUGCAAAGGAAACUUGGAUUGGCACCAGAUGAGUUCACAUUUGGGACAGUGUUGACUGCUUGUGGGAAUUUACGUCGGUUGAAGCGAGGAAAGGAAGUACAUGCUAGGGUCAUUACAUCUGGAUUUAGUGGAAACGUGGUUGUUGAGAGUAGUCUUGUUGAUAUGUAUGGCAAAUGUGGGUUGGUUAUGGAAUCUCAACAUGUUUUUGAUAGAAUGAGUAUAAAGAAUUCAGUUUCUUGGUCUGCAUUGCUUGGGGGUUAUUGUCAAAAUGGGGACUUUGAAUCUGUGAUUAGGAUUUUUAGGGAAGUAGAAUCGCAUGAUCUCUAUAGUUUUGGAACUGUUCUUCGUGCAUGUUCUGGCUUAGCAGCGAUAAGGCAAGGGAAAGAAGUACACGGCCAGUAUGUGAGAAGGGGUGGUUGGAGAGAUGUUAUUGUAGAAUCAGCUUUAGUUGAUCUUUACGCAAAAUGUGGUUGUAUUGAUUUUGCACAUAGAAUUUUUUCAAAGAUGUCAGUUAGAAAUUUGAUAACUUGGAACUCUAUGAUUUAUGGAUUUGCCCAAAAUGGAAGAGGAGAAGAAGCUCUUCGAAUAUUUAAUGAGAUGCUUGGUGAAGGUAUUAAACCUGAUUAUAUUUCAUAUAUUGGAGUUCUUUUUGCUUGUAGUCAUACAGGUUUGGUUGAUCAAGGGCGGAAAUUUUUUAUGUCAAUGACCAAGGAAUAUGAAAUCAAACCUGGAAUUGAGCAUUACAAUUGCAUGGUUGAUCUUUUGGGUCGUGCUGGUUUACUAGAAGAAGCUGAAAACUUGAUUGAGAAUUCAGAUUGUAGAGAGGAUUCAUCUCUUUGGGCAGUUCUUCUUGGUGCUUGCACACCGUCCACAAACUCUGGUGCUGCAGAACACAUUGCAAAGAAACUUAUGAAAUUGGAUCCUGACUACCACUUGAGUUAUGUUUAUCUUGCUAACAUCUAUAGAGCAGUGGGCCGAUGGGAUGAUGCGGCAAAGAUUAGGAGAUUAAUGAAAAAAAGAGGGGUUAAGAAGAUGCCCGGAAAAAGUUGGAUUUAGACUAAUGGUAACUUGCAUUCUUGUCUAAACGUGAGAGAUUUGGCAUCUCUGGAUGAUUUUUCAGGGGAGAUGGGUUUACAUACAUUAUGGGAAGUUGGGAACCAACUUCAAGUAUGGAGACAAUCUUAAAUGCCUCUUUAAUGUAGCUUCUAUUAGUCUCUCUUAAGUCAUUUCAGACAUCCAGAAUGACCAAAGAAAUACAAUUUUCAACUCAGCUAUGAAAGCAGAACACAAGAUUUUCCUGCUGGUGAA
This is a messenger RNA of Jatropha curcas, 2199 nucleotides long. RefSeq names its product Pentatricopeptide repeat (PPR-like) superfamily protein. Gene Ontology annotation, biological process: RNA modification. The record is from RefSeq and is a predicted model, not a curated record. Gene Ontology annotation, molecular function: RNA binding; protein binding. Lineage: Eukaryota; Viridiplantae; Streptophyta; Magnoliopsida; Malpighiales; Euphorbiaceae.